AUGAAAAGUAAUCGUAAUCAAGAAAAAAGUCAAUUCAGUGUUAGAGUACAUAUACUCAGUUUUUCAAACAAUAAAUUAAUUAAUAAUUAAUAAAUUAAAAAAAAAAGUCUUAAUCAAUAAAUAACAAAAAACAACUAAAAAAGACAGAAAAAUAAAUAGCUUAAUAAUAUGAGCUCAAACCAACAAUUACCUUCUUCUAAUUUAUAAGAAUCUGUUUAUGAGUACUGUGUGGUAGGUGCUGGUCCUGCAGGUAUCUGUGCUAUUGCCAAAAUCUUGGAGAGAAAGGUAGAUCCUAAAAAGAUUUUAUGGGUUGACCCUCAAUUCUAAGUAGGAGCUUUUGGCAGAGAAUGGGCUGGUGUACCAGGAAACACCUCUGUAGAGAGCUACAUUAAAGUCAACUAGGAGAUCUUUAAGAUACUAAACAAAUUAACUAAUGAAAGUAUCCCUAAAUUUGAUAUAGAUACUAUGCCUUUGAAAGCAACAUGUGCUCUAGAAGUUGCAGCUGAGCCUAUGUAAUAUAUUACAGACCGUUUUUUGAAGAUUGUUUCUUCUUAGAGGAGCAUUGUAAAAAAAAUUUCGCGCACUAAUCUUGGGUGGGCUCUUUUACUUGACAAUGGUGACAAUGCUUUUUCAAACAGAAUUAUCUUGAGUGUGGGUGUAAAAUCAAGAACAGUUGAUUUGCCUAAGAAGGAAAGCUAGCAUAUUAAAAUAGUUCCAGUAGAAGAUAUUGUAGACGACUAGCGCUUAAAAAAGGUUUCAAAAGGAAUGAAGAGAGUGGCUGUAAUCGGCUCUUCACACACAGCUGCUUUAGCCACUAUGCAUUUGCUAUAAGCUGGCUUAACUGUUUGCUAGUUCAUAAAUGCUCCUUAUAAAUAUGCACAACCUAUAACUUUAAAUAACUAACAAAGCACCCUAUUUGAUAAUACUGGUUUAAAAGGUUAGGUUGCAGAAUUUACUAAAAAACUCACUACUGAUUUAGUAGAGGAAAAGUAUAAAAAGACUAUACGCUUUUUUAAAUCAGAUGAACAAAAUCUAAAAAAAAUCCUCCCAAAAUGCUCACAUCUUGUUUUCGCUAUUGGAUUUGAACCUAACAACAAAAUUGAGAUUGAAGACUAUUUUGAUUAAAACUUAACUCAUGACCCCCUUACUUCUAUUCUUCGUGAUGGAAUAUUUGGAAUUGGUAUCAGCUAUCCCCUUUAAUAGCUUAACUGCGGAAUCCUAGAAUAUUAAGUAGGAUAUGGCAAAUUCUGGAAUACAAUCAAUGAUUACAUCAUUAACAUCUGGGCAAGCUAUCCUAUAGUUUCUGCUAUGUAAUUUUAAUAAUUAGCCCAAAGGCCUAUGAAAUAGAUUUCUCAGACAUAAAUAGCUUAAAAUACAAAAACUCCAAUUCCUAGACUUUGA
Tetrahymena thermophila SB210 is the source of this 1401-nucleotide messenger RNA. RefSeq names its product pyridine nucleotide-disulfide oxidoreductase. NCBI's taxonomy places the organism in Eukaryota, Ciliophora, Oligohymenophorea, Hymenostomatida, Tetrahymenidae. The record is from RefSeq and is a predicted model, not a curated record. Gene Ontology annotation, molecular function: oxidoreductase activity. The transcript has a single exon.